UAACAAAGACCUGAUUAUUUUAUUAUUAUUAUUUUUCCAAAGUGAAGUAGCUAUCAGAAGUCGACUUCAAUCUGCAAAACUUCCACAAGGAGACUCACUGACUCAAGAACAAAAUAAUUUCAUCCACAAGCAUUGGUCAAUAAUGUCACUUUCCAACUCCAUUUCUUCCUUAUUAUUGUUUCUUAGUCUUCUUAAUUUCACCGCUCCUUCAUUCUUGUUUCUCAACUAGAGGUGUAAGCCGGACAUCUUUGCUUGCAAGCUCCUCGAGUUCAUCUUGAUUACACCCAACCUCUAAUCUUGCUGCCUGUUUUCUGUUUUCUGAUUCCUCAUUUUCUUGCAACUUGUUACAUCGGUUGGUCCAAACAAAACAUCUUUGCUUGUAAACUACUAGGGACAAUUCCGGGUUCUUCGAUAACUAUCUGUCAACUGGCUUGCAGAUAGAAGCCGCAACAGUGGUGGGGCAAUUAAUGAGGAAGUUGUUCCAAUUCAUUUUCUACAUUCAGUUGAUAUUAAUCUCCAUCUUGGUAAUCGUCUUAACCAUCCGUGGCUUUGUCUAUGCCGCUAGAAGUACCAACCAUUUCCGCCCCGAGAAAUGGUACCCUCCACUUCUGGGUUCAGCGGCUUCUGCCGGAAUUGUUUCUUACCUAUGGGAAUGGAUCUCUUUUCAUGAUCCAUCAAGAGCUAUCAAAAUAGCCUUUUGCGUUGGCCCCUUGUUAACAUGUGCGGUUGGUAUUCUCCAUAUAUUGAUCGGAUGUCCCAUAAGUUUAGCAAUCGGCACAAUCGCAAUCAUUUCCAGUGUGAUCCAAUCCCUCUAUACUUGUUGGGUGAAACCCAGAUUUGAUUACGCAACCAAGAUCCUAACAGUUUCCACAUCCUUUCCUCCUGAUAAAACUGCUACAUUUGUGAUCCUAUCCAUCAUAACCUGCCUAGUGUACUCAUCUUUCUUGGUGACUGGAAUUGGGGGAGCAACCGCAGCUGGGACUGGCUUAGACAUCUUGUUCAUCAUAGUAAUCCUGCUUACCUACACAUGGACUAUGCAAGUUAUCAGGAACAUGUUGUACGUUACCAUCUCACGAGUCAGAUACAUGAAUUUUGCUUGUGGAGCUGAUAUGAAUACUUGGAUUGCUUUCCGAGACACGGUCCAGCAUUUGGUAGGAAGAGUAUGCAUAGGCUCAGCUGUUGUUCCGGUUAUUGGAACCAUUUGGGGCUCGGCCAGAGCUAUGAAAUCAGUUGUGGGGGGCACAGACGAGUUUUUGUUCUCUUGCGCUGACUGUUACUCGAGACUUGCUUCAACUCUUAUAACAUACGGGAACCGCUGGGGCUUUGUUCAUGUCGGGGUUUAUAACAAAGGUUUCAUGCAGGCAUCGGCUGAUACCUGGGGAGCGUUUAAAACAGCAGAACUGAUACCGUUGAUUGAUUCUGACCUCACUGGGGCGUUCUGUUUCUUCUCUGGGGUUGCAGUCGGUUCGAUAUGCACCCUUGUAGGAGGAACAUGGGCGCUCGCCAUUCAUAAGAGCUAUGCUACAGAAGUGUCCAUCUAUGCAUUUUUCAUUGGCUAUUUCAUCUGUCGAGUCGCAUUGGCCUGGCAACAAGCAUGUGUUUCAGCUUAUUAUGUUGCUUAUGCUGAGAACCCUCAAAGCCUCCAGUUCGAUGCAACGAUCCCAGUUCGCAUUCAAGAGCUUCUUCAAAGAUAUAAUGUUUAGUGGUUAAUUGGAAGCCAUAGAAAGAGCAGCUGAGAAAUUAAUCAAAGGAAUUCAUUGUUCAGAAUACAGAAAGUACACUGCUGAAAAUACCAACAUAUGAGAAAACUUACAAUUUUGGCGAGCCUGUCUGGUUUUGAGAAUUCCGCUUCUCUGUAAAUUAUACGCAUUACUGUUGUAUAUUUGUAGCAUCAUUUAAGAUGAACUAAAUUUCAAAUAAAAUAUCUUUCUCGUUUGUUUGCUUCAGCAAAA
Messenger RNA from Gossypium arboreum, 1952 nucleotides. Its product is annotated as protein PNS1-like. Gene Ontology annotation, biological process: transmembrane transport. The transcript has 2 exons. Gene Ontology annotation, cellular component: membrane. Bases 468 to 1703 code for a protein of 411 amino acids. The record is from RefSeq and is a predicted model, not a curated record. Gene Ontology annotation, molecular function: transmembrane transporter activity. Lineage: Eukaryota; Viridiplantae; Streptophyta; Magnoliopsida; Malvales; Malvaceae.